Messenger RNA from Rhagoletis pomonella (apple maggot), 3795 nucleotides. RefSeq names its product serine proteinase stubble (gene Np). Bases 370 to 3744 code for a protein of 1124 amino acids. Gene Ontology annotation, biological process: proteolysis. Gene Ontology annotation, molecular function: serine-type endopeptidase activity. Lineage: Eukaryota; Metazoa; Arthropoda; Insecta; Diptera; Tephritidae. The transcript has 9 exons. The record is from RefSeq and is a predicted model, not a curated record.
CAGCAAAAACGUUAAGCAAACUGGCGCGCAUGCGUUGUAAAUUGUAUAUUUAAAUUGCCAGCCAACACAAAUGCACCACAAAAGCGCUUGCAACGCAGUUUUUAUAUCGGCGCAUUGAAACCGCCGCAGACUGCGUGCGCAGCUAUAGCAUCAGCUGCAUUUGCCACUAGCGGCAAUAACCACAACAACAACAACAACCAGCACCACAAGUGGCAGCUAAGUACAGCACGCAAUUACCCGCACCGCUUUUGUGGCACAAGUGGAGUUGCGUCGUCAGCAUUUGAUCGCGCGCAUCUUCGAGCACUACCACCAACCAGCACCACCGCCACCGAACAACGUUGCUGCAGCCUUAUCUUCCUCUUGACCUGCAUGAUGGGUACAAUACGUCAAAUAAAACCGGCUUCAUUUCCACCGCCUGCCUUCAAAACAACUUCGCAAGCGACUGGAACUUCAGCUGUGCCAACCGCUACGAGAACGUCAAACAGGAAUUCAGCUUCAAAUGCGUUGAGUAAAUGUAGUGCAAAUGUUACAAGAAAAGCUACAGAUACAACCACAACAACAGCAACAUAUAUUACAAAAACAACAGAAGCACGCACGAAAGAUACUUUAAGCAAUGCGUUGCAGCAAAAAUAUACCACCAACCAGCACCUGCAUCUCUCCGCCAAUAACAGCCACAGCCACAGCCACAGCAACAGCCGCAGCAUGCCAUUAUGGCAAGUAAUAAAAUCUGAUGCUGCAUCAUUGCUGCCUCUUGUGGCGUUUUUACUGCUGCUCGGCUGCACAGCAACACCAACGUUAGCGACGCCCGUUUUCGUCGACAAUCCCAGUUUAGCGCAAUUUCAAUCGGGUAGAAAUAUACGACACUUGCCCUGCAUUGUGCGAAAGUCGGGUCGCUCUGGCAUUUGUAUGUUCGCCAUUGAUUGUAUCAAACAGAAUGGCACACAUUUGGGUACUUGCAUUGAUCGCUUCUAUUUCGGUUCGUGUUGCCAACUGAAGGACGACGCAGCACUUUUCGCGCCCGAAAUUAGCGAUAAUAACAUCGACCAGAACACAAUUUCUCAUUUCCCACACGAAUCCACUACAUUGCCCACCAGUACGCUGUUCAAGCUCACCACCUCCGAUCCACACCACACAGUACAAAGUAGCAGCAACAGCAUUAGCGAAACGGUAAAAAAUGUCACACAAAGUUAUUUGCAACAAAACAGUCACAUUCAUGGCAGCAGCAGCGGCAGCAGUAGCAGCGAUAAGACAAACACCACUCCCGUCAUCACGACAAGUAGCUUGAAGCCAAUUAAACAGACCACAACAACAACUGCACCAAGGCGACCACCCGUACACACCACACACAAAACAUCCCAAUUUGUGGUGCGUACCACAGCCAAGCCAACUGUUGCGCCUACCACAAUAAAGCCACCACGCCGCAAAACUACAAUAGCGCGACCUGUACUCACCACCACGUCGGGAAUACAGGCCGACUCACGCGUUGAAGUGACCACAGAGCCAUCAAAAUUUGUCACAUUCCAAAUAGUAGAGACUACGACAGCAGCGCCGACCGAGGCAAACAACAAAUUAGAUGCAGCAUCCACCACAAAGCGUCCAAUACUCACCACGAGUCGUUAUCGGCCACGACCAACUACAACCGAACCACCUGCACAAUACAUAACAACAACACUUAAGCCAGCUGAGCCGGUUAGAAUAACAACACGACCGAGACCUUUAAUUACACGCCGACCAACUGCAACCAAGAAGCCCUCACAAAGUAAGCCACGUCCAACGGGUAGUUCGAAACCCACCAGACGUCCAGUGGAUAGCGAUGCCAAUGAAGCGGUUAAACCCAUUCUGCUGAAUAUAACUUCCACAGCAAGCGCACCGAGUGGCACAAUACAUCGACGUCCGACACCAACGACGCCAGCACCAACAAUAAGUAAUGACGAACUACCCACCGAAGUACAGAACACCCGAGUGCCUGCGCCUGCUGAAACGGUGGCACAGACGACACACGCGCCGAGACCGCGACCUAAACCUACAGCCGAGAUUGUGAAGGUGCCCAAGCCAACAGCGGGGGUAGGACCUACAACGGUUUCACCGGCGCCAACAACUACAACGACAGCAGCCGUCAUCACAAAGCGACCAAGCACUACGCAAGCGCCGCCCACAAGAACGAAACCAACAACAACAAGUACUACAACAACCACCACAACAACAACAACUACGGCGAAACCACAAAGGAGUACCACAACAACUACAACCACAAGUGCACCCAUUAGCAGCACCACACCACAGUCGGCAACACUCACCACAGAAGCUGCCAAAGUUGAGCCACCACUUGUUGAAAUGACGACCCUAACGCCUGGUCUAAUAACGUGGACGAAUGUGGACAAUGAACCGACCACCAUGAAUGCAACCGUUGAAUGGGCACCAGAACCAACUAUUCUUGAGCAGGAAAUUAGCAAUAAAACUACGGCAACGAUGAGCGGAGCAAAUGAAACAUCUUUUACAACAACACCGCCUGCCACCAGCACCCUCAUAUCCGUUUCGACCAGUAUUAGCGAAGUAAUGAGCAACAUAACCUCAAUAAUGCCCAAGCCGGAACGUCCUUCAUCGGUGGUGAGCACGCGACCGCCAAAGCCGAAGCCCACAAAAACAACAGAAAGUCCUGUACUUAUUACAACGACAACACCAACACCAACUACAAGCACAACCACAACUACCACUACAACGACGCCAAAACCAACUACAACUAGUUCAACUACUACCACUUCAACUACAACUACAACAACAUCAACGACGGAAUCACCUAUCGAAUUGGUGGAUAUUUCUUCUACGACGAGUGCCGAAUUCAGCACAGAAGGUUUCUCUACAACAGGCACUGGCAUUUUUGGCACCACAGAGUACAGCACCGAAGAUUUUAAUAGCACACUGAUGACAACGACAUCGGCGCCGGCUAAUACCCUGGAAGGCAUGGAUUACCGGCAAAUUUGUGGUCGCCGCAUGUUCCCCGAACCACGUGUUGUCGGCGGAUCGAAUGCCGCCUUCGGACGUUGGCCUUGGCAAAUAUCGCUGCGACAAUGGCGCACAUCAACUUAUCUGCAUAAAUGUGGAGCAGCGUUGCUGAAUGAAAAUUGGGCCAUCACAGCGGCGCACUGUGUGGAGAAUGUACCACCCUCCGACUUAUUGCUGCGCAUGGGCGAAUAUGAUUUAGCGGAAGAAGAAGAGCCGUAUGGCUAUCAGGAACGACGCGUACAAAUUGUGGCUUCGCACCCGCAAUUCGAUGCGAGAACUUUUGAGUACGAUUUGGCGUUACUUAGAUUCUAUGAGCCAGUAGUCUUCCAGCCCAACAUCAUUCCAGUUUGUGUGCCUAACAGCGACAUUGACUUUGUCGGCCAAACGGCCUUCGUUACCGGCUGGGGAAGACUCUAUGAAAAUGGUCCGCUGCCGAGUGUGUUGCAAGAGGUAGCUGUACCAGUGAUCAACAACACCAUCUGUGAAUCGAUGUAUCGAGUGGCCGGUUUCAUCGAACACAUACCACACAUCUUCAUUUGUGCUGGCUGGAAGAAGGGCGGCUACGAUUCCUGCGAAGGUGACUCCGGCGGUCCAAUGGUGCUGCAACGUGAGGACGAUAAGCGCUUCCAGCUGGGCGGUGUCAUCUCGUGGGGUAUCGGCUGCGCAGAAGCCAAUCAACCAGGCGUGUACACGCGAAUCUCUGAAUUUAGAGAUUGGAUAAAUCAAAUUCUGCAAUUCUAAGAAAUGUAUAAACGUUCGAGCAGACAGAGCAACUUUGUUAUUGUUCUUGUA